CUCGCUCAUGCCAUGCUGGGCCAGCGCGGCUCCGGCAGACGUGUGUUUACCCAUAUCCGGGUUAGGGAGGAAAGGAGGAGAAAAAAAAAGUUUCAUUUAAACCUGAACAAAAAAACUUUCAACGUGAAAUCACACAGCGGGAACGGGCACGGACCGUAAGGCGUUCUUACCAUUUCUAACCUCAACCACGGACUCGGGAAGGGAAAUCGCUGUAACUCGGUGCGUGCGGAGCGGUCCGUAGGGGAUACUCUGGGCUCAGUCAAGUCCCUGCCCCGGCCGCUUCUCCUUCUGCCCCUCUCCUCUCCUUCCCCCCACCCCUCUGCUCGCCCCCCAUUUUUCAGGGUGGGAGUAGAUUUUUUUUUUAUUUUGUUUAGUUUUUCAAUUUUGGGGUCUUUUUAAAAUUUUUUUUGAUAGUUACUAUUAUCAGCACCAAUUUCUCCGGACUCGCAAUGUUGCGAUGAUCAUGGCCGCGCAAGUCGCAGCGGCUCCGGCGAGUGCGAACAACAGCAAGGGCAAAGCCCCGAGCCUGCCGGGCGGCCUGGGCCCAGAGCGAGGCCCGGGGGGGCCCGGGGCUCCCGGGCCGGGCCCCGCACUGGGGGUCGGCGAGGGGAGUCCGGCCGGCGGCAACAGCGUGAAUAAUUUAGAUCACCAUCUCCACCACCACCACCGCAGCGAGCCGCCGAACAUGGCCAAUAACGCGGCUCCCGCCGCUGCCGCCGGUAACAACAACAACAACGCCAGCGGCGGCGGCGGCGGCUCCUCCUCGGAGCCGGCUCUGAAGGAAGGUGGAAGCUCCUCGGAGUUAUCUUCAUCUUCUUCGUCUUCUUCCUCCUCCUCCUCCUCCUCCUCCAACCCGGGCUCGGCUAUGGAGACGGGGCUGCUCCCCAACCACAAGCUGAAGAGCGUCGGAGGCGAUCACCCCGCCGCGCCGCCCCACCACCACCAUGCCCACCACCCGCAUCACCAUGCCCACCACCACCAUGCCCACCACCCGCACCACCACCACCAUGCACUACAGCAGCAGCUAAAUCAAUUCCCGCCGCCGCCGCCGCAGCAGCCGCCGCCUCAGCACCAUCCCGUGCAGAAUAACAACAGCAGCCUCGGCGGCGGCGGCGGCGGCAGCGGCAGCAACAACAACGGCGGUGGCGGUGGCGGCGCUGCUCAGCCCAGUGCAGACAUGGAGCAGCAGCAACAUGGAGGAAAAGACAGUGUUUUGGGCGCUCAGGCCGAGCCCCCCCAGCAGCCGCAGCAAAUGCUGAAUAAAGGCGCCGACGAGGAGGAGAUGCCCGGCAAGAUGGGCGAGCCCAUCGGCGGCCGCUACGACCACCCCGGCUUGGGACCCCUGGGCGGACAGCAGCAGCCCCAGCAGCCGCCCCCGAGCGCUGGGAGCGGCGGCGGCGGCCUCGGCGGCGGCGGCGGGAGCGGGGGAGGCGGCGGCGGCCCCUCCGCGGUGGGUGUCUCGGAGUUCAAUAGCUAUUAUGGCAACCCUGCCCCUGCCCCUGCCAGCAGCGCUACGGCGAGCCGCGCCGGGCCUUGCUUUGAUCAACAUGGCGGACAACAAAGCCCCGGGAUGGGGAUAAUGCACCCCACGGCGGCCCCCAACAGCAUGGACCCCCUGCAGAACUCCCACGAAGGGUACCCCAACAGCCAGUACAACCACUACCCGGGCUACGGCCGCGGCCCCAGCGGCGGCGGCGCGGGCGGCGGCGGCGGCGCGGGAGCCGUGGCGGCAGCGGCGGCGGCCGCCGGGGCAGGCGGCGGCGGCUACGGGGGCUCCGCGGCGGGCUACGGGGUGCUGAGCUCCCCGAGGCAGCCCGGCGGCGGCAUGAUGAUGGGCCCCGGCGGCGGAGCCGGCCUCGGCAAGGCUGGUGCCGGCGCGGCGGCGGCGGCCGGCGGCUUUGCGCGGUUCUCCGGGCAGAACCAGCACCCGUCCGGGGCCACCCCUACCUUGAACCAGCUGCUCACGUCCCCCAGCCCCAUGAUGCGGAGCUACGGCAGCAGCUACCCCGACUACAGCAGCCCCAGCGCCCCGCCGCAGCCCCAGCCCCAGGCAGCGGCGGCCGCCCCGGGAAGCCAGCAGGCAGCGGCGGGCAUGGGCAUGGGCAAGGACAUGGGCGCCCAGUACGGAGCGGCGAACCCGGCCUGGGCAGCGGCUCAACAAAGGAACCACCCGGCGAUGAGCCCCGGGAACACCGGGCAGGCCAUCAGCAGGACCCAGGGCAGUCCGAUGGAUCCGAUGGUGAUGAAGAGGCCGCAGCUGUACGGCAUGGGCAAUAACCCUCACUCUCAGGCACAGCAGAGCAGCCCCUACCCCGGGCAGUCGUACGGCCCUCCCGGCCCCCAGCGCUAUCCCGUGGGAAUGCAGGGCCGAGCCCCGGCAGCCAUGGGAGGAAUGCAGUAUCCACAGCAACAGAUCCCACCUCAGUAUGGUCAGCAAGGUGUGAGUGGCUACUGCCAGCAGGGCCAGCAGCCGUACUACAACCAGCAGCCGCAGCCGCAGCACCUGCCGCCCCAGGCACAGUACCUGUCGCAGGCCCAGCAGAGGUACCAGGCUCAGCAGGACAUGUCUCAGGAAGGCUAUGGAACCAGAUCUCAACCCCCUAUGGCCCCAGGAAAGCCUAACCAUGAGGACUUGAAUCUAAUCCAGCAAGAAAGACCAUCGAGCUUACCAGUUGAAGUCUUGGCCUCCGAGGAUGCUACAUUUGGACACAAGGAUUUAUCUGGAUCCAUUGACGACUUGCCGACUGGAACUGAAGCAACCCUCAGCUCAGCUGUUAGCGCGUCAGGCUCUACGAGCAGCCAAGGGGAGCAGAGCAACCCUGCACAGUCUCCGUUUUCCCCUCAUGCUUCUCCACAUCUCUCUGGCAUCCCUGGGGGACCAUCGCCUUCCCCUGUAGGCUCACCCGUUGGAAGCAACCAGUCAAGAUCUGGUCCCAUUUCUCCAGCGAGUAUUCCAGGCAGUCAGAUGCCACCGCAGCCUCCUGGCAGCCAGUCAGAAUCCAGCUCCCACCCUGCCUUGAGCCAGUCACCAAUGCCACAGGACCGAGGUUUUAUGGCAGGCAUACAGAGGAACCCCCAAAUGUCACAGUAUGGACCUCAACAAACUGGACCUUCCAUGUCACCACACCCCUCACCUGGAGGUCAAGUGCAUCCUGGAAUUGGUAGCUUUCAGCAGAGUAAUUCAAGUGGUACUUAUGGGCCUCAGAUGAGCCAGUAUGGACCACAAGGAAACUACUCCAGACCACCAACGUACAGCGGUGUCCCCAACACAAGUUACAGUGGCCCAGGACCUGGCAUGGGUAUAAAUGCCAACAGUCAGAUGCAUGGACAGGGGCCAAGCCAGCCUUGUGGUUCCAUGCCCCUGGGACGGAUGCCAUCAGCUGGGAUGCAGAGCAGACCAUUUCCUGGAAACAUGAGCAGUAUGACCCCCAAUUCUCCUGGCAUGUCUCAACAGGGAGGCCCUGGGAUGGGCCCACCCAUGCCAACUGUGAACCGUAAGGCACAGGAGGCGGCUGCUGCAGUGAUGCAGGCUGCUGCGAACUCCGCUCAGAGCAGGCAAGGCAAUUUUCCUGCCAUGAAUCAGAGCGGGAUUAUGGGCUCCAGCUCCCCCUACACUCAGCCAAUGAACAACAGCUCUGGCCUGAUGAACCCCCAGGCUCCUCCUUACAGCAUGGCACCCAACAUGGUGAACAGCUCAACAGGUAAUGCACCUAUGGGUAUUGCAGAUAUGAUGACACCUGGUGAGUCCAAACUUCCUCUUCCUCUCAAAGCAGAUGGCAAAGAAGAAGGAGCCCCCCAGCCCGAGAGCAAGUCAAAGGAUAGCUACAGCUCUCAGGGUAUUUCUCAGCCCCCAACCCCAGGCAACCUGCCAGUCCCUUCCCCAAUGUCCCCAAGCUCUGCUAGCAUCUCCUCAUUUCAUGGAGAUGAAAGUGAUAGCAUUAGCAGCCCAGGCUGGCCAAAGACUCCAUCAAGCCCUAAAUCAAGUUCCUCUACCACGACUGGAGAGAAGAUCACUAAAGUCUAUGAGCUAGGCAACGAGCCAGAGCGCAAGAUGUGGGUGGAUCGGUACCUGACGUUCAUGGAGGAGAGGGGCACGCCUGUGGCCAGUCUGCCAGCUGUGGGCAAGAAGCCCUUGGACUUGUUCAGGCUCUACGUCUGUGUAAAGGAGAUUGGAGGUUUAGCACAGGUUAAUAAAAACAAGAAGUGGCGUGAGCUGGCAACCACCUUGAACGUUGGCACUUCGAGCAGCGCAGCCAGCUCCCUGAAAAAACAAUACAUUCAGUACCUGUUUGCCUUCGAGUGCAAGAUUGAGCGAGGGGAGGAGCCCCCUCCAGAAGUCUUCAGCACUGGAGAUACCAAGAAACAACCUAAGAUUCAGCCGCCAUCUCCUGCUAAUUCUGGUUCUUUGCAAGGCCCACAGACUCCACAGUCCACUGGUAGUAAUUCCAUGACAGAAGUGCCAGGCGAUUUGAAGCCCCCAACACCAGCAUCCACACCUCAUGGACAGAUGACACCUAUGCAGGGUGGCAGAAACAGCGCAGUCAGUGUGCAUGAUCCCUUUUCUGAUGUAAGUGAUUCAGCGUUCCCAAAGCGAAACUCCAUGACGCCAAAUGCACCAUACCAGCAGGGAAUAAACAUGCCAGAUAUGAUGGGAAGGAUGCCAUAUGAGCCGAAUAAAGAUCCUUUCGGUGGAAUGAGAAAAGUGCCUGGAAGCAAUGAGCCUUUCAUGACCCCUGGACAAAUGCCUAACAGUGGAAUACAAGAUAUGUAUAACCAGAGUCCAUCUGGAGCAAUGUCCAACAUGAGCAUGAGCCAGCGACAGCAGUUCUCUUAUGGAAGUGGCUAUGACAGGAGGUUGGAUCAUGGGCUGGGUCCUGAAAGCAGUACGGUACCACCUGGUCAAGGCAACAUGGUGCCUUCAAACAGUGACCCAAGCAUGUACUCUCCUAAUUGUUACCCUGGCCAGCAAAGGCAUGAACCAUAUGGGCAGCAGUAUCCAGGACAAGGACCUCCCUCAGGACAGCCACCAUAUGGAGGACAUCAACCUGGAAUGUAUCCACAGCAGCAGAACUACAAGAGACACAUGGAUGGCAUGUAUGGGCCUCCAGCCAAACGCCACGAAGGGGAUAUGUAUAACAUGCAGUAUGGCAACCAGCAGCAGGAAAUGUAUAACCAGUAUGGCAACGCUUACACAGGGCCUGACAGGAGGCCCAUGCAGGGACAGUACCCAUAUCCAUAUAACAGGGAAAGGAUGCAGGGCCCAGGACAAAUGCAGCAGCAUGGAAUACCUCCCCAGAUGAUUGGUGGCCCCAUGCAGUCGUCAUCCUCCAGUGAAGGUCCUCAGCAGAACAUGUGGCCAACACGAAAUGAUAUGCCUUACCCUUACCAGAACAGGCAAGGUCCAGGAGGCCCUGCACAGGCCCCUCCGUAUCCAGGGAUGAAUCGCACUGAUGAUAUGAUGGUACCUGACCAGAGGAUAAACCACGAGAGUCAGUGGCCUUCUCAUGUCAACCAACGGCAGCCUUCUUAUAUGUCAUCCUCAGCCUCCAUGCAGCCUAUCACUAGACCUCCUCAGUCAUCCUACCAGACACCACCCUCUAUGCCAAACCACAUCUCCAGAGCUCCAAGUCCAGCGUCCUUCCAGCGCUCUUUGGAAAACCGUAUGUCUCCAAGCAAGUCUCCUUUCCUACCCUCCAUGAAGAUGCAAAAGGUUAUACCCACAGUUCCAGUGUCACAGGUCACAGGACCUCCACCCCAACCACCACCGAUCAGGCGAGAGAUUACCUUCCCCCCAGGCUCUGUAGAAGCAUCCCAACCAGUCUUAAAACCAAGACGAAAGAUUACCUCAAAAGAUAUUGUAACUCCUGAGGCCUGGAGAGUGAUGAUGUCUCUUAAAUCUGGUCUUUUGGCUGAAAGUACCUGGGCGCUAGACACUAUUAAUAUUCUUCUGUAUGAUGACAGCACUGUUGCUACGUUCAACCUCUCUCAGUUGUCUGGAUUUCUUGAGCUUUUAGUAGAAUAUUUUAGAAAAUGCCUGAUUGACAUUUUUGGAAUCCUUAUGGAAUAUGAAGUGGGAGAUCCAGGCCACAAAGCACUUGAUCACAAAGCAGCCAAGAAAGAUGAUAGUCAGUCCUUGGCAGAGGAUACUGGAAAAGAUGAGAAUGACGAAUGUAUUGACUAUUUUGAUGAAGAUGAGGAGGAGGGAGAGGAUGAAAAGGUAGAAGGAGAAGAAAAGAGCAUUGUUUUUUCUACUCCUGGUGCCAUUGCUGAUCCAAGUGAGAGGCCAAAACAAGCCAGUAAAUUUGACAAGCUGCCAAUAAAGAUUGUAAAGAAAAAUAAUCUAUUUGUUGUUGACCGAUCUGACAAACUUGGACGUGUUCAGGAAUUUGAUAGUGGACUUCUCCACUGGCAGCUUGGUGGUGGUGACACGACUGAGCAUAUCCAGACUCACUUUGAAAGCAAGAUGGAGAUUCCACCACGCAGGAAAGCUCCUCCUCCCUUGAACUCUCCAAGCAAAAAGAAGGACCUCGAGGGGAAAGGUGAAUCUGAGGAGCAACAAGAAAAGAGUAUAACAGCAACCAUUGAUGAUGUCCUCUCGGCUCGGCCAGGAGCACUACCUGAAGACUCAAACUCUGGUUCCCAAACAGAGAGCAGUAAAUUUCCCUUCGGGAUCCAUCAAGCCAAAAGCCACCGGAAUAUUAAACUGCUAGAGGAUGAGCCAAGGAGCCGGGAUGAGACUCCUCUAUGCACCAUAACUCACUGGCAAGACUCCUUGGCCAAACGCUGCAUCUGUGUGUCAAAUAUCGUCCGUAGCUUGUCUUUUGUGCCUGGCAAUGACACCGAAAUGUCCAAACAUCCAGGCUUGGUGCUGAUCCUGGGAAAGUUGAUCCUUCUUCACCACGAGCAUCCAGAAAGAAAGCGAGCGCCGCAGACUUACGAGAAAGAGGAAGAGGAGGACAAAGGGGUGGCCUGCAGCAAGGAUGAGUGGUGGUGGGACUGCCUCGAGGUCUUGAGGGAUAAUACAUUGGUCACAUUAGCCAACAUUUCUGGGCAGCUAGACUUGUCUGCUUACACAGAAAGCAUCUGUUUGCCAAUUUUGGAUGGCUUGCUGCACUGGAUGGUGUGCCCGUCUGCAGAGGCACAGGAUCCUUUUCCAACCGUGGGGCCCAACUCAGUUCUUUCGCCUCAGAGACUUGUGCUGGAGACCCUGUGUAAGCUCAGUAUCCAGGACAAUAAUGUGGACCUUAUCUUGGCGACCCCCCCAUUCAGCCGUCAGGAGAAACUCUACGCUACUUUAGUUAGGUACGUUGGGGACCGCAAAAACCCGGUCUGCCGAGAAAUGUCCAUGGCGCUCCUAUCGAACCUUGCCCAGGGGGACACAUUAGCAGCAAGGGCAAUAGCUGUGCAGAAGGGAAGCAUUGGAAACUUGAUAAGCUUCCUGGAGGAUGGGGUCACUAUGGCCCAGUACCAGCAGAGCCAGCAUAACCUCAUGCACAUGCAGCCUCCGCCUCUGGAGCCGCCUAGCGUAGACAUGAUGUGCAGGGCAGCCAAGGCCUUGCUGGCCAUGGCGAGAGUGGACGAGAACCGCUCCGAGUUCCUUUUGCACGAGGGUCGUUUGCUGGAUAUCUCAAUAUCUGCUGUCCUGAACUCUCUGGUUGCAUCUGUCAUCUGUGAUGUACUUUUUCAGAUUGGGCAGUUAUGACAUAAGUGAGAAGCCAAGCAUGUGUGAGUGGAGAUUAGAGGGUCACAUAUAACUGGCUGUUUUCUGUUCUUGUUUAUCCAAUGUAGGAAGAAGGAAAAAAAAAGAAUCUUUGCUCCUCUGCCCCAUUCACUAUUUACCAAUUGGGAAUUAAAGAAAUUAUUAAUUUGAACAGUUAUGAAAUUAAUAUUUGCUGUCUAUGUGUAUAAGUACAUCUUUUUAUUUUAUUUUUUUUAACCAAAGUUGCUGUCUAGUACAUUCAAAGGUCACACUUUUUUUUUCCAUAGAUUAUCCUUUUCAAUGUUCUUUUCCAUGUUUGUAUUGCAUAUUUUUUGGGAAGCGAACUAGUGACUUUUUAAAAAAAAUGUUACGGCAAACCAUUGUAUGAUGGGAAAAAAAGUCCCACCACUUUGAAACAAAAAGGUGAAAAAUAACCAACAUACCAAGUUCCUGUGUGUUUUAUUUUUUCAGAUAAGGAAAAAAUAAAAAAAAAACUUGUAUACCAUCACCCAAAGCUCUGUGCAAUAGAAGAUUCUAGUGAUGUAGGUAUAGGGGAUCAAGGAGGGUGUCAGUCAGUAGUCAAAAUCCAAAACAAUACUGAUUUCUCCUCAGGAGAAAUGGUUACAUUAGGCUAGGAGCAAAACAAAACAAAAUAAGUCAAGUUAAAAGAUUUUUAAACAAAACCUGAAGUUAAACAUCAAUUGCUUCCUCACCAGAACUGUCUUGUCUACAUCUUUUUUUUUUUUUUGACCUUCCACAAUGACAGUUCUUCACAAUUCCUUUAAUCAUUUUUUAAAAUAUUUUUUUAUUGCCUAAGGGCCGUGAUGUAUAUAGAAGUUGUACAUGAAACAUACCCUCAUUUUUUUUUUUUUAGUACAAAGUUUUUAGUUUCUUUUUCAUGAUGUGGUAUCUACAAAGUGAUAGUAGAAUUAUUUUUUUCUUUCAUUUGGGCCAUAUCUCCAAAAAAUAAUAAAAAAAAAAGAAAAAAGAAAAAACCCAACACAGAAAACCAACAACUGAGGGUAAUGUACAAGUUUCUGUAUGUAUAAAGUCAUGCUCUAUUUCGGGAGAGCAGCCGAUCACAAUUUGCUUUAUAAAUCAAGGUGUGGAAAUGGUUACGUAUGGAUUGAUUUAAGAAAAUGGUUACCAGUCUACAGACAAAAUAUAUACAGGAAAAAAAAAAAGGAAGAAACACAACUUCAAAGAUUUUUCAGUGACAAGAAUCUGCAUUUGUAUUUCAAGAUAAUGUAGUUAAAAAAGAAAAAACUUGAUGUAAAUUCCUCCUUUUCCUCUGGCUUAAUGAAUUUCAUUUAUUCAGUAUAAAAUCUUUAUAUGUUCCACAUGUUAAGAAUAAAUGUACAUUAAAUCUUGUUAAGCACU
This is a messenger RNA of Motacilla alba alba, 9079 nucleotides long. RefSeq names its product AT-rich interaction domain 1B (gene ARID1B). Gene Ontology annotation, molecular function: nucleosome binding; DNA binding. Gene Ontology annotation, biological process: positive regulation of DNA-templated transcription; chromatin remodeling; regulation of transcription by RNA polymerase II. NCBI's taxonomy places the organism in Eukaryota, Metazoa, Chordata, Aves, Passeriformes, Motacillidae. The record is from RefSeq and is a predicted model, not a curated record. Gene Ontology annotation, cellular component: SWI/SNF complex; nBAF complex; nucleoplasm. Bases 458 to 7702 code for a protein of 2414 amino acids. The transcript has 22 exons.